Molecule: messenger RNA, 408 nt
Organism: Papaver somniferum (opium poppy)
Lineage: Eukaryota; Viridiplantae; Streptophyta; Magnoliopsida; Ranunculales; Papaveraceae
Product: craniofacial development protein 2-like
Exons: 1
Coding region: 1-408 (135 amino acids)
Molecular function (GO): catalytic activity
Source: RefSeq, a predicted model, not a curated record
AUGUACGUCCAAGAAACUAAAUGGAAAGGCACGAAGGUCCAAGAAUUAGGGAACUCAGGUUUUAGGCUCUGGUUCUCAGGAAUAGAGAAUGUGAAGAAUGGUGUUGGAAUCCUAAUCAACAAGAAACUGGCAGAUAAAGUCGUAGAAGUCCGUAGGCAAGGAGACAGAUUAAUCCUUGUCAGACUUCUGCUAGGCAAAGUGGCAUUGAAUGUUGUUAAUGCGUAUGCCCCUCAUGAAUGGUCCAACCCAGAUGACAAGUUGAAUUUCUGGGAAGCUCUAGAUGGCAUGGUAAACGGUGUACCUCCGAGCGAAAAGUUGUUCAUUGGAGGAGACUUCAAUGGACAUGUUGGAUUGGAUCGAGCGAUAGGGGAUAUGACAGGGUACAUCGAGGAUUUGGUGUCGGAAUAG